This is a messenger RNA of Salvelinus namaycush (lake trout), 1154 nucleotides long. Its product is annotated as achaete-scute homolog 1b-like. Gene Ontology annotation, cellular component: RNA polymerase II transcription regulator complex. The coding region runs from base 1 to 612 and encodes 203 amino acids. The transcript has a single exon. Gene Ontology annotation, molecular function: DNA-binding transcription factor activity, RNA polymerase II-specific; RNA polymerase II transcription regulatory region sequence-specific DNA binding; protein dimerization activity. Lineage: Eukaryota; Metazoa; Chordata; Actinopteri; Salmoniformes; Salmonidae. Gene Ontology annotation, biological process: regulation of neurogenesis; positive regulation of transcription by RNA polymerase II; sensory organ development. The record is from RefSeq and is a predicted model, not a curated record.
AUGGAGACUACCACCAUCACCACCACGCAAAUGGCGCAGAACGCAUACACAUUUGGACUGAUGGAGAGGCGCACCACCAUUACCUUGCACGCCCCAGCCCAGGAGUGCGCUCUCCCCAAUGACACCAUUGCAGCCGGCUACCAAAGCAAGACCACGGUGCUGAAAAGACAGCGCUCCAGCUCCCCGGAGCUCUUGCGCUGCAAGCGGCGGCUCAGCUUUAACGGACUCGGCUACUCCAUCCCCCAGCAGCUGCCCGUAGCCGUGGCCCGGCGGAACGAGCGCGAGAGGAACCGGGUUAAACAAGUCAACAUGGGCUUCCAGACGCUGCGUCAGCACGUGCCCAACGGGGCAGCCAACAAGAAGAUGAGCAAAGUGGAGACGCUGCGGUCCGCCGUGGAAUAUAUCCGAGCCCUGCAGCAGCUACUAGACGAGCAUGAUGCAGUGUCUGCCGCCUUCCAGUGCGGGGUGCCUUCCCCUACCAUCUCCAACAGCUACUCGGCCGAGCCGGAGUCACCCCACUCCACCUGUUCCUCCGAUGAGGGGAGUUAUGAGCCCCUGAGCUCCGAGGAGCAGGAGCUGCUGGACUUUACCACCUGGUUCGACAGAUACUGAGACACACGCAGGUCGCCUAAUUGUCGUUACCAUCCAACAGCACCCGUGUAACAGGGGCUUAUUCAAUCAAAAGGGACUCAAAGUUGAAAAGAAUGACAAGUUAUUUGAUUCACUCUGCAGGCGAGACACCCGUGAACACACUCUUGGCACCGACUUUCUCUCUCUCUCCCAUCGCCAGGCAGCGUUUGCAGGUACAAGGCAAUGAGAGGGGAAAGUAACUCAGAGUUACCGUUGCUAUGCUACAAGAGACAAGGGAGUCGAACGGCGCUUGGGUUCCCUUCGGAAUAACAGGGUAGAGAGACUGUUCGCGCACGCAUGGACAAAGCGUCGAAGGACGAAAGACUGCACUUCGGUGACGCGUGGAAUUACGUCUUUAUCGAUGACUUUGAAUACGAGCAAUUAGUGAAUAAAACAGCAGCUGUGGAGACUGCACAGUAUUUCAGCGGAAGUGCAUGGUUGUGGCUCCCAAGGACUUUGCUGUCAAUGGCAGUUUCACAUGAGAGCAAGACGGCCUAUUUUAACUGCCUGCAUCUGCUGGGAAG